Messenger RNA from Frieseomelitta varia, 2223 nucleotides. RefSeq names its product matrilin-2-like. Lineage: Eukaryota; Metazoa; Arthropoda; Insecta; Hymenoptera; Apidae. The transcript has 7 exons. The coding region runs from base 152 to 1150 and encodes 332 amino acids. The record is from RefSeq and is a predicted model, not a curated record.
CAAGCCGGUAGCUGGCAAGACAAUCAGUAUGGUGGGAGAGUAUGGUUAAUUGUAGUUGUACACGGCUUGGCACUCGUCAGUCGUGCGCUAUCGAUGCCCGAUCGCGAACCGAUACCAGUCAGUUUGCAACGUCAAGAUCCGAACGUCAAGAAUGCUCGCUCUCGCGAACAUGAAGAAACACUUGUUCCUUCUGCUGAUCGUUGCUAUAAUAGAGAGAGCAGUCACCGAAGAUAUUGAUCCGCCCAUCCCUUGCGUAGAUGCUAAAACUUGCAUAGAGGUCUUGAACAUUUCGAAAGGGUUGUCGUGUCAAAAUGGAUAUUGUCUCUGCGAGAACAACGGGCAAACCAAAAACUGCUCCAGCAAUAAUAUAACACACAUUAACAGAAGUACAGGGGCCACAAUUUUCCACGUUUGCAAGACCGACAAGGAUUGCAUGGUUAAUCAUACUUUUUGCAACACGACGAUGAGCCAGUGCGACUGUCAAAGAGACUACAUCUUGUCAAGUAGCAAGAAAGAGUGUCUAAAAAAGGCUGAAACAUUCGACUUUCCGUGCACAGAGAGCAGGCAGUGUUCGAUACUUCUACCGAAUACAGUGUGUGAGAGUAAUCAUUGCGUCUGCAUACCCGGAUAUCAUCCUGUGGAGGACGCCUGCUACAAAACCAUCGCUAUGAGAGAGUUCUGUACCGGAAACGAGGAAUGCGCUCACGUUAGCGGUGCCGUAUGCACGAGUAGCGACGUUUGCGAUUGCCCGCAAGAGACUGUGAUCAGCGAGGAUGGGAAAAGAUGUUUGAAAGUGGCGCGUGAUAUCCAGGACGAAUGCGUUGAAAACGUUCAGUGCGCGCAAACAUUUGAAAAGGCGGUGUGCGUCAAUCAAACGUGCCAUUGCGAAGAUCGGUAUCACUUUGAGCCCGAAAUGAAACGAUGUUUCAACAACAGAGGAUUAGACGAGACUUGCGGCAAUACGUUCGACUGUUAUCAAGACGAGAAUGACAACGUGACGAGCAAGACGUUGAAGUGCGAGAAGAACGUGUGCGUGUGCGCGGAGAAUUACGAGAGAGAACACGACAGAUGCGUGAACGAAGGUUCGCUUCAGCCUGUUCUAUCCGUUUUCCUCGUCUUCUUCGUCAUCUACGUGGACUUGGCGAUCUAAGGGGAAUAAUUCAUUUUGCUCGACAAAAACGACGUACGAAAGAGGAGCAGUACAUAUUUCGGUUUGCCUCGGCGCGCGAACGUGAAACGCAACACGCGGAGUGGGAUUCAGCACGUGGAGAGUGAAAAAGGUAGCAGAAAACGCGGCGUGGCAUCGGAUGUCCCCGCGACGGCACAGAGUUUUACGCGUCGAGUGCAUCGAGAGAGAAGAAUAGGCCGGGUGCACCGAACCGUUUAAAGACUUCCUGCGGGUCGCAGCAUGCAAUUAACGCGCUCAAAGCGACUCCCGUUCUUGCAACCGCGUCUAUCUUACACGCAGGCUGUUUUCAAUGCCAAAGAAACGGAUACGCUCGCCAACAAGUGGAAACAACUGAACAAUCGCGCCUAGUUUGCUUCGGUUCGAGUUCUAUCUCGCUGAGAGUUUGAGAGACGGCGAGAUCUACGAGAAAUUGAUACACUCAAGCACGCGUAUCAAAACUCAAAACUUGGAAUCUCAUAACAGGGGAAUAAUAGUAUUUUAUAAUUUCCAUAACUCACAAGUAUCUGCACAUUUAUGCUAAGCUCAAUUCACAAUUUUGUUUCAACGUUACCUCGAUGUCUGGCACUUCGAUAACUUUAAAAAUGAUCAAAUCACGUCAAUCGAGAUGUGCAAAGUGUUAAUUAUUGCGAAUCUUUGGAAUCUCGUAACGAUUACAGAGCGGCGAUUACAGUGGUAUUUUAUAUUUUUCACAACAUUCUCACAAGUAUGAUUUGUAGAUUUGUGUCGAGGUCUCAAUUUUAUUUGAAUUAGAGACAGGUUAGAGACUUUUACGAAUUUUUAUAUUAAGUGUUUCAUUGUUAGGGAGAUAGCCUAUCGUUUGUUUUCUUUUUUUUUUAUACCUAUGCGAAGAUCGAGCAAGCGUCGUUGAUAAGCAUUCCGUUUAUUUUGUAUCUUCUAUUUUUUUUUUACAUCGCUGUAUUCUUAGGAUAAGAAACAUUUGUUGUUACUUUGCAAAGGAAGCUACUAUCGUUUCUCGUGAUCUUUUUCUUCUUUUAAAUACAGUAUGUGUUAAUAAACGAGAGUUUUAUUUUUCA